CGUACCGGUACCGACAAUGGCUCCAGUGGUUUCAAUCGCUGAAAUAUUCUCGUGCGAUGGCUUCACACAUGUACAGUCGUAGAGGUGCGCCAAGCGCCAAUGAUUGAAGAUUGAAUUCAUGCGAGGAAAGCAUUGCAUCGUGGAUCAAACCUGUCAUUCACUACCGUGGAAAUUACUGCGAGGACAGAAUAAAGGCUAUGUGCACCGAGCAUUGUUUGAGCGAGGAGGGACGUCACACGCAGAGCAGCUUCAAAGCCAGCGACAGCUUGGAAAAGUUUCUUCGUAGUCCACCAUGUGGGCUGGCGACUGACCAGCCUGCCGCAUGUGCAUUAUUCACAAUGCUUGUGAUUCCAGUUGUUUGCCAUCGUCUUGAGACGUUGCAACGGCGAAAGGUGCGCAAUGGUCUGAUCCCGUGGAAAUCCAAAGAUCGUGGGAUGGAAUACAAGCCGUGGUUCAAUGCCGUGGAAAAUUGAAAACUUGGAACACGUCAGCUCCAGCCAGGUUCAACAGUGACAUCAGACACUGCCACCUGACCUGUCUUUUUGGUUCCGACACCAGAACAAAUCAAAACAGCAACACUACUUUAGUGAAGGUCAUGGGAAAGGAUUUAGUUACGGAUCACAAGAAGCAGCAUUUGUCAAAACGAUGAUGAAGGUAGCCUUGAAGCCGAAAAGAGCAAGCUUUGCUCUCACUUUGCUAUGCACAGCAUGGCAAGUUUCCCACGCCUUUACGUUUGUGAAAGACUCCACCAGAAUUCUGUCGGGCAAGUCAUCUACCAAAUGGACAUCAUCUGAACUCUACCAAGCCUACAUUUUCGGAGAUGACGAUUCCAUGACCGAUGUAGAAUCAACGAUUGAGGACGCAAUGGGCAGUAGCAUUUUUUCAUCCUCGAUCCUGGUUGGUGGACCGCCCAGCAUUGUAAAGGAUCACUCCAAACUCGAAGCCGACAAGGCACUCUUGGCUCGACUUGCUGCUGCUAAUCCACCCACUGGCACGUCCAUUCAGCUGGACCAUCUAGAAGAUGUUUCAAUUCUGGAGGUACAAGAAACAUCCAUCAUGCUCAGUGCUGUUGUGCGAAACUGGGAUCAAUGUGUCACCGUUGCGGUGCCCAUUUCUUUUCCAUCGCCCUGCAGCUUGGGUAGCAGUUUUGACUUUUCCACUGACGAACAACAAGAAUUGCAACAACAACAACAAGAAGAACUCCAAGAAUGCAUUCUUAACAAUCUCCAACAACUGGACCAGCAGGCCAAGGAUGUAUUGCAACAACAAGCAGAAUUAGAAGCCAACUAUGAAGCUAUUCAGGCCUACAAGCGACAAGCGGCACAACUGCAGAGUGUGGAAGAAGUGGAUUUUCCAACCUGGUGGAUUCCACCAAGUGAUGCUAUUGAUGUGGAAUCCAAAUCGUUGAGGUCGUUAUUGAAUGAAGACGAUUUUCGGAAAGACGUCCUAUCCUUGGCCAAGUAUGGGAUUCGAUUACAGAUCCACGAGGACUAUUACUUGGUAGCGCAAGCGGGAAUUCGAUCUAUUAGCGCUACUGGGUUGAUGUUGGGAGCAUUGAUUCGAGAUCCGGAAGAUGGAGACGCGAAAAGCACUCCCUCCAACACCAUUGCAGUCGACAUUCCCAUUCCGUUUCAAAAUAAGGCAGGAGACCCCAACCAGUUGCGAGACAAUGUUUUGGAUAUGGUGGAGACUGUGGCUUGAAAGAGAGGAAAUGACGAGACAGCAAUUCACCACAAGGAAAAGAACGAAUCGAAUCGAAUCCCUCAUACUGUUUGCACUGGUUGUUGGGUCUAAUAACGGCAUGAGCCUAUUGCAGCGACGGAGGAACCAAAAGCAUAUUGCAGAGACGCAGGGACCAACCUCUAUGGGUGUCUUUAUGCAGCUGACAUCAAAGUUACCAACCAACCAGUGGCUGCAUCAGACAACGCGUGUGCCAUCACAGGUGUGAAAGGGAGCACUUCCGAUCGAAACUAGAGCUAUAGGAUCAGACCAACUAGCUAUUAAAUUUCCUUUUAUUAAAAAGAAGACUCAAUCGAUCCAGCAAGCUUACAGAAC
This is a messenger RNA of Seminavis robusta, 2055 nucleotides long. The record is from the annotation of a GenBank genome assembly. NCBI's taxonomy places the organism in Eukaryota, Bacillariophyta, Bacillariophyceae, Naviculales, Naviculaceae.